GCUGUAGCCUACAUUAUCAGAUAUCGUAAUUUUAUAAGAGAUCUCAUUACGCUGCAUGGUGUAGCACCACAAUGGAGGCGGUUUUACGAGACCGAAUGUCGCUAUGAUAUUUCUGAUAGACUUAUUAGAAUGAGAAUGCGCGAGAUGCUACAAACUAUGAAUGAUGCGACCUUUUUUUCUGGUAAAUAAGUUAAACCUGGUAAGUUUUUAAUAGAAAGGAACAUUGGUGCGACUUCAGUGAACUUUUAAACAUCGAUGAAUAAAUAGGAUAAAGGGGGAAAUAAGCCAGAAGUUCCUCUACCAGGGUUUGAACAGGCAUACAACAUUUCUCACUAAAUUCCAUUCGUGAGAUUAAAAAGUGCUCGGGAAUUCAGAACAAAAACUUUUUCCCCCAGGAAAUUUCUUAUACCAGUACAAAGAUCGAAUUCAUAAAAAAGUGGCGAUUCUCCUUAAUUCUAAAGAGUAAUCUCACAAGAUCUACCUAGUGAUAUACGGACAAACCACGGCACUGCGCUACACUGAUGACAAGUCCCAGGCAUUAGACCAUUAGACGCAAAAGUGAAUUAUUUCCUCUGAUAUGUAGACAGAUAUUGAAUAAGACUUCCGUUGCUAAACUGUUAAUCAGACGGAUUCAUUAAAAUGACUAGAAUGGAGUGUAUUUAUCGGAACGGCAAGUUAUGGUCUGUGAUUUCUCUGACUUACCAAACAAACGAGAAAAACGGAAAAUUCUUAAAGGAUUUCAAUGCCAAUUACAAAACAGCCUCAGCGUUUUGACAAUUGAAAAUUCCAAGAGGAAUCUUUUGCACACUGCAUAAAUACUUUGAAGAAUAGAGGACAUAUCGCAUGAUUUAUCUGAAUGCAUUGGUCAUUGUGAUAAUUUACAGAGUUUGAGUUAAUGCUGGGGAGAUUGGCGACUUUGUAGAGAGAUGGAUAUGUUAUCCUUAUUGCUGGACAUUGCUAUCUGUAUCGAUGUCGCUCUAUCGGUUUGGGAUGUAACGCAGCCACAAUUAACAGAAGGUCCUUGCUGCAAUGGUACUCUUGCCUACGCUGCACCACCCACAAUUCCUUGCUCUUCCUUUCAAUGUUGUAAAUCGUUAGAAGACGUAGCUGUGUAUCCUGUCAAUCACGCGUUUGGAUAUGUAUUUAGAUGUAUGCCAAAGACUGAAAUUUCAAAAAGGUGCUUUGAGGAGAAUGAGAAGGUGCAACCCGGAACAGACAAUGGUGAGGUUGAGUACAAACCAAAGAGGUGUUGCAAUGGACUUAAAUUUCAGUUGAAAUUUAACAACAAUAACACAGCCUUACUUAUAACAUGUAUCAAACGUUACCAAGGAAUUAACUAGGAUGUCUGCGAAACACAGCCUCCACCUUCCGGGUCUGAUCUCCCUCGUUUUCAACGUUGCUGCUUCCCACAUCCUUGUUAAAUACAGCAAAUGGUUAUGAUAACUUAGUUUUUGUGAGAAUGUGUGAGGCAUUUCUUUUAUCAAUAUGUUCUUUUGAUUGUCUAUAUACAUGUAUGACUUGAUUGUAUGGUGUGGUGAAUUACUUAUAUGUACAUGUAUGUACUGAAAUCAAGAAAAUUCUGUGUUAGUAAUGCGGGAGAGAGAGAGAGAGAGAUAAGAGAGAGCAUGUGUGACCUCAUUAUCUCAAUACUUACUUGAAUUAUUCUUAUUCUUUGACUUUUUUUUUCUUUGCAGUUCUACAAAGGAAUUUACAACUAAGACUAUAACCGUUGCAUAGUUAUAAAACUCGUUAAGUCAGAUAACUAAAUGUAAGAUUACUUAUAUACAAAAAUUACACGAGUAAAUUCUUCUUAUUCACAAUUUAACCAACGUUAAGAAUAAAAUAACAGAUAUUGGUCUUAGUCGUAGGUUCGUUUGUAACUCGUGGCCGUGAAGGUGUUGAUGGUAGAUCUACAUGCAUUAAAUCUCUAGGUGGAUAGACAGAUGAUGAAAUUCGUCAGUCAGUUUUCUUUCAGCUGUGUUGUAAUGUCUCUCAUUUUUGUAAUAUAUAUUUUCUCGUUUCUUGAAUUGAUAGAUUAUCAUGAAAACAAUAGAAGAGAAUGGACCUAUAUUACUUAUUGUCUAUGGUGAUGUGUUUAGCUUGACCUUUUUGCACCUAAAAUUUACUUGUGAUUUAUUCACAUAAAACAAUGUUUGUCUGUUACAAACAUUGUAAAUCAACCAUUACAAAAACUCGCCAUACCUUCAACAAUAUAUAUAUGAAGC
This is a messenger RNA of Ostrea edulis (European flat oyster), 2225 nucleotides long. RefSeq lists its product as uncharacterized. The transcript is spliced from 3 exons. The record is from RefSeq and is a predicted model, not a curated record. Lineage: Eukaryota; Metazoa; Mollusca; Bivalvia; Ostreida; Ostreidae. Bases 927 to 1340 code for a protein of 137 amino acids.